AUGUAUCUGGUGGACGUAGAGGUCAACAAGCCGGUCUUGGCCAUUAUUAAACGUGUUUCAAGAGAAAUUGGGCAUCAAUACGGGGGUAAAGCGCGAAGCGCGGUUUCCAAUGUUGUGGCAAAAGCCGUCGAAGACAAAAUAAGGUACAGCGCAGCUGGGGAUAGGCCCAUCGGAACCAGUUUUGAGCUUUCUUCACGCGAUCUGGCUCUGGUGGGUCACGGAUCCCUGGAUAUUGGCACCAGUCUCACAGAGGCCCAGGAAAAUAUCAUCAAAAACCUUACACGAGUAAUGCUACACCAAGUCUACGAGACUGGGACGUACGCAAUAUCUGAGGGUCAAAGAAAUAUGCUGUUAUCCCUGUGUGUGAAACACAUACACGUGGAAACGCGUCGGGCUCAAAGCUCGAAAAGGAUGCGAGUAGAAGAUACGGAGGGGUUCGUGAGCCAAAUAAGAUCUUCGUUGCAAAGUGAGCAACAAGAGCGGAAUACGAGUUUUCUAAAAAAAGAUAGCGCCUUUCAGGUAAGAUUUUACGCCUGUCUCGACAAAAAGCGAUCAAAGGAACCUGCUGCGGCUAUUGCAGAAGAGUUUGAUAAAAUUGAUUUGCACAGUAGUGAAAGAGCCCCGGAAGACGACGAAGACGAUCAUACUCUAUUGCCAUCUAGCGAUGCAAUAGCCAGUUUGCCCUUUUCUCCUCAGAUGCUAGCCCAAGUUGAAGUGCAUCUGUUGCCCUGCACGGAGUUUGAAGGUAUGUGGGAAUCGUUGCAAUUUGACGAUGAUUUGAAAAGCAGGCUCUUCGGAUACGCUACAAUUGCGCUAAAAUUGGCCAAUUUCGCCAAAGGACAUCAGUCUACCGCUAUCGGUAAUAACAAACUUUUGUUUGUGCAUGGCCCUCCGGGUACAGGUAAAACGACCGUUUGUAAAGCGUUAUGUCAAAAGUUGGCAAUUAGACAUGGACGCAGCGGUAAGAAAAUUUUCUUCGAAGACGAGCCUCGAGUCGUGCUCGUUGAAAUGUCGUGUUCUAGGCUUUUCUCCAGAUGGUACGGGGAAUCUGCCAAAAAUCUGGAUGGCAUUUUUGAGAAUAUUGAGCGGUUACUCUUGGAUCAAGGCAACAAAAACAAGAUUGUUUGCUUGCUCAUUGAUGAAGUCGAAACAAUCGCAUCUUCUCGAAUUUCUUUGAUGGGCAAGAAUGAAACGACAGACGGUAUACGAGUGGUAAAUGCGCUUUUGACCAAAUUGGAUCAAAUGAAGAAAUAUAACAAUUUCCUUACAUUAGCCACUUCCAAUUUGAUCGAAUCUUUGGAUCCUGCAUUUUUAGAUCGAGCAGACGGUAUGUUUUUCGUCGACAGUCCAUCCUUCAAUGCUGCAAGCGUCAUUUUAAAUUCGUGCAUCGAACAUUUGGUCAAAAUUAACGUAGUUACUACGGUACGGGGUUCAAAUAUAUUGGAAAAUCAAAAAUUCCGGAAAGCUAUCGACUUGAUUGCUGAGAGAUGUGCGGAAUCCAAAAUCAGCGGAAGAACGUUAAGAAAAUUACCUAUUGUGUGCUUGUCGGAGAGCACCAUGGCUUUGCCAAUAACGAUAGAAGAUUUUUUGAUGGCACUCGCAUCUACAACUAGCAUGAAAGCCAGGCAAGUGCACGUGGCAGUUUGCAACAAAUAG
Lachancea mirantina is the source of this 1656-nucleotide messenger RNA. The record is from the annotation of a GenBank genome assembly. Lineage: Eukaryota; Fungi; Ascomycota; Saccharomycetes; Saccharomycetales; Saccharomycetaceae.